Messenger RNA from Scheffersomyces coipomensis, 2889 nucleotides. RefSeq lists its product as uncharacterized. The transcript has a single exon. Gene Ontology annotation, biological process: rDNA heterochromatin formation; negative regulation of septation initiation signaling. The record is from RefSeq and is a predicted model, not a curated record. Gene Ontology annotation, cellular component: nucleolus. Bases 1 to 2889 code for a protein of 962 amino acids. Lineage: Eukaryota; Fungi; Ascomycota; Pichiomycetes; Serinales; Debaryomycetaceae. Gene Ontology annotation, molecular function: phosphatase activator activity; rDNA binding.
AUGAAAGUGAAACUACAGAUCAUACUAAUUCCAAACUAUUUUGCUUUGAUUCCUACCACCAAUAUCAAUCCUGAUUUUUUCAAGAAAUUUGUUCAUUUGGUGGAAUCAAAAGCAAAGUUAUCAAGUAUUUCAAGAGGUUUAACUAAUAGGUUUGCAAAAUUAUAUCCUGAAGAAGACCAUCUAACUAUAGAAGCAUAUCAAGAUAAAGACACUUUUGAUCUUGAUCCUGAUUUUUUGGUCAAUGAAAUAUUUGAAAAUGGUGAUGUCUUAAGAAUCAUUGUGAAAAACACAUUCUCAGCUAAUAAAAAUGCUCUUCUCUUGGCCAUUGGGGCAGCUAAUGAGUCUGCAGAUGAAAGUAAUAUAUCGUUGCCUCCACCUCCUGCUGAAAGUCCAAGUAGUGAUAGGAUUAUUCCUAAGAAAAGAAGAUCUCCAGCUACUGCUAAAGAUAGUAGACUUCCAGGAAAGAAAAGAAUCACGUCUGGAAUGUUAGUAGCUCCACCACAAUUGGAUGAUAUUAGUGGUCCAGAGAGCGUUGAAGAUGAAGAAGAGAUUGAUUAUAAUGAUGAUGAAGAUGAUGAUGAUGCCGAUAUCGAUCUGGAGGAUUUAUUCGUUGAGAAUGUUACAAAAGCAGCUACUACUUCAACUCCAACAAAAAAGAGAAACCCCGUAGGCUCUAGUAAGGAUAUGAUAUCUAAACUGGAAGUGAUGGAUCUUUUCAAGAAUAAAAACAAGCUCGAUAAAAAGUCACCAUCUUUAAGUGUGGGUAAAAGAGCUGCUUUAAUGAAAAGUUUAAUAAUAACUAUGAAUUCGGAUCCUCCUAGCACCUCCAAUAGAGGUACUAGAGCUGCAAAGCAAGCAGCUGAAAUAGCCUUAUAUACUUCAUAUCCACCACCAUCCCCUUCUUCUGCGAGUCAAUCAAAAUCUAAAAAGACUUCACCAUCCAAAAAGUCUCCUAAAAAAUCGCAAUCACAUUCAAAGUCAGGUUCAAAUACAGGGUCAUCUGAAAAGUCAAUAACAAAGAGAGAAGUAAUAGAUGCUGACCUUUCUGAUCCUAUUUCUAUAGCUACAGUUGCCUUGCAAAAGAAAUCUCCAACUCCACAUGAUACUAUUGAUAUUCCAUCAGAUGUAGAAUAUGAUCCAAACCUGAAAUUAGGAUCUCUUUAUCAGAAAAUCAAGCAUUUUGAAAGUCAUUUAUUGAAGCAUGUCAAUCCACUUGGGGUGCCUAAGAACAUGACGCCUCUUCCUGAGCAACGUACCCUUCUUCAUUCUGAGAUAUUAGAACCUACGAUUGAAUUAAUUAUGAAUCGUCCAAAGAAACCCAAGGUUGUUGUCGAACAAAAAAAAGAAAAUGGGAAUAGUUCUAUCAGCCUUAAUUCAGAAAUAAGCUCACAUCAAGAUAGGAUGAUAAUUGAUGAAAAGAUUGAUCAUGAGUUAGAUUUACCAAGCAGUGAAAUUGAAAAUCAUGGUAGUUUACAAUUGGUUGUUACUGAAGAUGGAAUUGGAUCUCAUCAAUAUACGGAACCAGAAAAACCUGAAACACCAAGAAGUGAUUUUCAUGAUGAUGUUGUUACUACAGAAUCGUCGUCUGUAACAGGUUCGCCAAGCACAGCUUUAUCAACUAUUGCAUCUACCGUAGAUGAUUUAGGUAUUUCGGCAAGCAUUCCUGUAUCAGAAUCAAUCAGAAAGCAUUUCAGUCCAUCUCAACGGGCUUCAUCUCCCAAGACGAGUCCUAGACAAGCGAAUAGCAUAUUCAAAGAAACAACAAACUCAGGCAAAGUAAGAAAUAUAGCUCCCAGAAAUAUCUUUUCGGUUCCCAAGAGUAAUAGUAUAUUUGGCUCUAAUCUGAAUGGUAAUGGAUAUGCUGGAUUAAGAGAAAGAAGACCACCACGCUCACAGAUGCAUCUUGCUCCACCAAUUUCAGGACAUGUUCAUCAUCAAGUCUCAUCAGCUUCAGCAUCUGACUCGAGUGAUUUUGAUGAUACUACAUAUGAUGAAAAAGAAAAUCCAAAAAUUUCAAAAUUGGUUGCAAAACUUCCAAGUAUUAUAGUCCGUAGACCAUAUUUGGAAUCUAAGAAACAUAAAUCAGUAACAUUUUCAGAUAUUCCUAUUCUUAUACCUGAAAAUGAUCACGAUUUUUCUCCUGAUGAUGAAUAUGCUAACAAUAAUGAAAAUUAUAUGGAAGAUGUUCAAGAUGAUAUUUAUCCAAAAAUUGAAGAGCUUAAUGGUCAUAAUGAUGAACCGGAAAAGUUUGGUAAUGUCAAGCCUGAGAAAGUUGAUGCAGUAGUUAUUUCAAAUGCUCCAAAGCGUAGUUUUGCUGAUUUCAUGAAAGAUAAAAAUGAAAAGAAGCUUGGAAUUGUAAAAUUAGAAUCAACUGAAUCAUCAGCACCUGUCAAAUCUACUCCAAUUCAAACUGCUCCACUUGAGCUUACACCAGCUGAAUCGGGCCCAGUUGAACCUGCUCAAGCUGAAUCUGCUCCGGUUGAAAAUGAAGUCAUACUUGUGCCAAUUAAUUCGACUACAGACGAAACUACAAAUGAAGUUUCAAAUGAAAUUUCGAUUCCUAAUAAGAAAGACUCCGUCUCAAUUCCAGCUAAAACAGAUGAACUGGCUGAAGAGCCUGAAGAUUUGAUAAGGAAAGUUUUAUUACCAUCUUUAGAUGAUAUAGAGUCUGUUGCGGAAGUGAAAGAGAAAGUAACUUCACCGACACCAUCACUUCGACCAGCCAACUCACUCAGUAAAUUACUUGGUUUUGAUAUCAACGAUGACGAAGAUACUAAUGAUAAUUCUAAUGAUAAAUCAGAGGAAAGUAGUGAUGAAGAUGAAAUUGUCAAUACUACAGAUGAGAAAUUCCUUAGCGUGAAAGCAGUUGAACAACAAGCCCAAAACUAA